This is a messenger RNA of Porites evermanni, 1875 nucleotides long. The record is from the annotation of a GenBank genome assembly. NCBI's taxonomy places the organism in Eukaryota, Metazoa, Cnidaria, Anthozoa, Scleractinia, Poritidae.
AUGGAAGUGUAUGAAGAUUUUCUGGAUUUGUCCAUGGGAAACCUCAAGGACUAUCUAAGUUUAAGGGGAUUGUCGACAACUGGCCGGAAGGUAGAAGUAGUCGCAAGAGCUUUUUCUGCCUUUGAAAUGAAGCUUCCAGUCCAAGUUUCCCAAGAGCAACACUUGGCCAGUUUGCAAAGGGAAUUCCAGGACAGACUACGCAAGUACGAUCUAUCAGAUCCUAAAUCCAGUGACACUACAUGGGUGGAUGACAUGACAAAAUGGCCACCAGUCGACCUUGGCAAGAUAUUUGCUUAUAUUCUGUCAAACGAAGAGUUUGACUCAGAUUACAUUGGGAAAUAUAAGGAUGAAAAAGCUUAUUCCUACUGGAAAAGUAACUUUGUGGGUACCAUCCUCUAUGCAGACAACAAGGAUGGAAAGUGUGUGUUGCAAUGCAAGGUAACUCCAUCGCAGCGCAUCAUAGAGGACCCAAGAGAAGUCUGGGUAGCCCUCAAGAAAGAUGGAACUGUCUUGUGUGGUUGGUGCACAUGCAUUGCUGGCACGAGUGCAACAUGCAGCCACAUAAUUGCAUCGCUUUACAAGAUGGAAUAUGCAUUCACCCAUGGUUAUACAGAUCCAUCAUGUACAUCAGUCCCUUGCGGAUGGAAUGUAUCAACCAGGAGAGAUGUGCAGCCAGGAAAGAUAAUGGACAUGCGAAUCAGAAAAGACAAGAGAACAACUGAAAAUGAAGAAAAUGAAGGAAUUAUUAUAAAUGAAUGGAGACAUUUUGAUCCAAGGAAAGAGGGGGAAAGGAAUGUGACUGAUGAGCAGAAAAAGGGAUUCUUGGAUGGGUACAAACAGAUCAGGCCCAAUGCACAAAUUUUCAAAAGUGUAGAGUCAGAAAAGCACAAUCAAAUGGACAGACCUUUAGAACUGACUAAAUUUGCAGAGAAUUUUACUGCAUCAUUAGAUGGUAGUGAGAGUGAUCAGGACAUUGUAAAUAAAUUUUUGGAAGCUAUCCCCUUAAGUGCAAUGGAGGUUUCCCAAAUUGAGCGAGAAACCAAGGGCCAAAGUGACUCUUCUUGGAUCAGGCACAGAAAAGGAUGGAUAACUGCAUCGAACUUUAAAGAUGUAUGCAGAAAAGUUGACUCCCUUGCAAAAGCUCGAGGUUCUGUCAAACCACCAACUCCUCUCGUUUCAAAACUAGUUCUUGGAUCGCAGAACAUUGACCACGUCCCAUCAGUCAGGUGGGGCAAAGAAAAAGAAAACGAGGCAUAUAAUGAAUUUUAUGCGCGGGCUCUUUCACAGCACCAAAACUGCAAGUUAACAAAGAGUGGACUUUGUGUUCUUAAAGACAAACCCUACAUUGGGGCCAGUCCUGAUGGGAUUAUGACAUGUUCACGCUGUGGUACAACUGCAUUGGAAAUUAAGUGCCCAUAUUCCAUUCGGGACUUGUGUGUCAGUGAGGCCUGGGAACAAACAGAUUUCCUGGAGCAGAGGGAUGGAGUGAUUCAGCUGAAAAGAAGUCACAAGGAUUUCUUUCAAGUGACUGGUGUUAUGGCUGCAAAAUCGUUAUCAAAGUUGAACUUCGUUGUGUGGACAACAAAGGAACUACAUGUAGAACUGAUACAUUUUGAUGAUUCAUUUUGGGACAAUAUCAUUCCAAAGCUUGAUGUAUUUUUUAAGUCUUACAUGGCCAAGGUCCUAUUAGGCUUGAGGAAUAUAUAUUUUUGCCCCACAUGUGAGAAAGUCAUUUUAGAGGGAGAGGAGCUCCCAGAGAAUUCCCCUGACAAUAGCAUAUGCUGUGACCAUUGUGGAGCAUGGUUCCAUUUUGGGUGUGCACAGAUCACUCACAUCGAGGAUGAUCAAGAGUGGUUUUGCCAACUUGCCUUUUAG